AUGUCUCUUUCGUCGAAUGACUCUAUCGGGAUGAUAUCUGCUGAAGCCAUGAAGAAACACCACGAGUUCUGCGACACAUUCAAGGGCUCUUCAAGCCCCCUAGCCAUGAUAUCUAAGGAAUCCCCCGGUACCAUAUGGCUUAACUGCUUGACUGAAGGUCACGAAGACCGGACCGUUCAAACUGUAUCAGUUGAAAACUUACACCCCACAUUGGCGGAACAAGUAGCUUUUCUGAUGGAUGAACGUACAGGACCAGAGUACUUUCAACUUCUGGAAGAAGAUAAUCAUCUGUGUCAGGAGUGUAAGAAUGACUCAAAGCUCAUCAGGAUCAGGGAAGCUACAGAUCUGAUGGUGAAGUAUCUUCAGUCCAUUGGUUCUCCUACAUUUGAGCCUUGUGUUUGUGGUAGGCCCUCCCUUUUCUGCUUGCUUGAGGGAGAUGAAAGUCAUGUUGUCAAAGCAGGGGCCCUAUACCCUGUUCAGUUGCCAGAAACGUCCCCCGACCCUACACAGAUUCAUGCGGCGUGUUCAAUGAGGUGCGCGCUCGAGUCACUCACCAAAGGUUACGUGCCAUCCCAACAAAGAUGGAUCGCCAAUACGUUCUCCACUCCCACCACCAUCCCAUCUACAACAGGUGUCCACAUUCUCAGAGACGGAAGGAUGAGAUAUCUUUCGUAA
Tremella mesenterica DSM 1558 is the source of this 675-nucleotide messenger RNA. RefSeq lists its product as uncharacterized. The coding region runs from base 1 to 675 and encodes 224 amino acids. Lineage: Eukaryota; Fungi; Basidiomycota; Tremellomycetes; Tremellales; Tremellaceae. The transcript has a single exon. The record is from RefSeq and is a predicted model, not a curated record.